Alternaria rosae is the source of this 1782-nucleotide messenger RNA. RefSeq lists its product as uncharacterized. The record is from RefSeq and is a predicted model, not a curated record. The transcript has a single exon. Bases 234 to 1325 code for a protein of 363 amino acids. NCBI's taxonomy places the organism in Eukaryota, Fungi, Ascomycota, Dothideomycetes, Pleosporales, Pleosporaceae.
CACCCUUCUCUAACACUUCUUCCAUGAAGCUUCUAGAACUCACCGCAGUUCCCAGUCUUUAUUCCCACCACACUGGUAUUUACUCAACCCCUUAGAGCAAACCACAAUGGAUGUAUUAUACGUAGAAACCCCUCUAGCGCUUGAAUUGUACACUCAUCACUGCAGUACUGCGUACACCGCCUUUGCUUUUGCCGCCGCCCUUUCAUCCCUCAUCCCUCAUCUUUCGUAUCAUCAUGGCAUCACCGAUUAAUAUCAAGAAUUGGAGUCCCUUCAAGAUUGACGCGCUCGGUAUGGUAAUGCUUCUGGGCGCCGAUGCGAUCCGCAAGUCUACUGACCGUCUCGUCUACUCCCCCUUAGAAUAUCUUCCUUUCCUCGCCGGUCACAUCUUCGCAGAUAACUCAGUCAUGGAGCCGGUUCCGGGCUUUGAGUUAUACAACGUCACAGAAGCCUUCAAGGCAACUGAUCUAAGCGCUUGGUUCACACGCUGGCUGUCGUGUCAGAAGUUGUCGUACAACUCUUCGCGGCAUAGGAUCCAAGCUGUACAUCAUGUCCCUGGAUCCCAGACUGAGCAGUGGCUUGGAACUGGGUUAGCUGUUGUAGUGAACGCUUUCUUGAUCAUCUGGCCGAUGCUCAUAGAAGACUGGUAUGGUCUCGCUGCUUCUUUCAGUCUCGUCGCUCUGGUGGUAAUCCGGGCUUGCAUCCUUUACGACUUCCGCGACAGCAUCGACGAGGCUAUCAAGAAGUUAGACGAUCAAGAGACGAAAAAGACGGAAGUCAAGCUCUUCAUCACCUCACCGAACGGCAAGCGCCUGACUGUUGUUACCAUGACGGGCAUCGCGCAAGAAGUUCUGCCCAUCGAGGCUCGACCAAGGUCCGAGAACCUCCACCUGGUUAGCCGUGCUUUCUGCUGGCUGGCCUUUGGUGUCCACGCUGUCACCCUGGGUAUGACAUGCCUUGCUAUCCAACUUCUCAUCAUUACAGUCACACUGGUUUCGUCUGUCGCGAUGAUACAAGGCUGGUUUUCGGAGGGGUCGAAUAGUAAUGACACCUGCAUCCGUAGCCGUCUGCUCAUUAAUCGGCAGAUUGAUGAACGCAUCGGCAGCAUGUCUAGCAUAUACGUCCUUCUCGAUCUGACUGAAGAGGAGGAUCAAAACAUGAUCGCCUGGUCUAUCUUUCCGACGCAGCACAACAAGCUUUGGUUACCGCCGUAUGAGAAGUUCAAGGAAGACUUCAUGACGACACGUGAUCCAAAGGUGUUGAAAACAUGGGGUAAGCCUGUUGUUUUGCGCAAUAGGUGUCUUGGUGUGUUCGAGCGAUCAGAGUGAGAUACCUGCGAGGUCUCUUCUCAAACCAACCAUGGGCAGAUGGAUGUACGUUAGAACCUCUGACGAUCUCCCAAUUUGCCGCAGUAGUUCGCGUCCGUUGAUGAUCAUAUACGUGACCGAUUUUCGCAAAGGCGUACUCGAUCUUGUGACGGGAUUGCUCGUUAAAGAGAUCGAUGGUGGCUUCCACGGUCAAUAUCGUGCACGUAUUUUCCAACGUGGAGUUGCGCGCAUGUUGUGGGAGGCACAAGAUGGCCCAUUGAUAGAUGGGGCAAUCGAUGCAACGGUGGUAAACGAUGAGGCGGUAGAGCUGGAUUUGACGGAUUGGUGUUUGCAGUAGUUAUAAUGGCGUCUAAUUCAUUCGUAUGAUAUUGAUUCGGUGUGUAAAAUGUUGGUAGUGAAGGAUGUGGUGUCGUAGUUGGCUGAAGGCGACGCGAUGGGCAGGUACGAUGCGAGGACG